Eurytemora carolleeae is the source of this 1154-nucleotide messenger RNA. Its product is annotated as zinc finger protein 711. The coding region runs from base 2 to 1072 and encodes 356 amino acids. Gene Ontology annotation, cellular component: nucleus. Gene Ontology annotation, molecular function: RNA polymerase II transcription regulatory region sequence-specific DNA binding; DNA-binding transcription factor activity, RNA polymerase II-specific. Gene Ontology annotation, biological process: regulation of transcription by RNA polymerase II. NCBI's taxonomy places the organism in Eukaryota, Metazoa, Arthropoda, Copepoda, Calanoida, Temoridae. The transcript has 2 exons. The record is from RefSeq and is a predicted model, not a curated record.
AAUGGGUGAAAACACCAGGGAAGAAGUAAAAUUGGAAGGGUAUGUGCUUAAAGAAGAAAUCCCCAUAAAAGAGGAAACUCCAUUAAGUUCAGUUGAUACAUACACUGUAUAUUUAAAAGAAGAAGAUGUCAAAACUGAAAUUUCAGAAAUCAAAGAUGAAGAUAUGGUUUUGAAAGAAGAUCCACUUAACUCGGAACUGAAUAGACCCAAGAAGAGGAAGAAACAAAAGCUGACCAGAUAUGAAUGUUUUAAAUGUGAAUAUUCUGCCUCUACAGCGAGUAACCUGAAACUACACAUGAAGAGUAAGCAUGAAGGUGUGAGAUAUCCCUGUGGAGAAUGUGAUUUUGUUGCAACAUUAGCAGGAAAUCUGAAAAUACAUAUAGAGAGAAAGCACUUAGGUUUGAGAUAUCCAUGCGAAGAAUGCAAUUUCGAGGCAACCCAAAAAUAUCUUCUAAAGACACAUAUUGAAAGUAAACAUAGGGGGAUUCAAUAUCCAUGCACUGAAUGUGAUUUCUCUACCACUCUUCCCUCGUCUCUAAAAGUGCAUGUUCAGAGUAAACACGAAAAAGUGAAGUAUUCAUGUAGUAAGUGUGAUUAUGUUGCGAGCCGACAAAAUAUUCUAAAGAUGCAUAUUGAGAGUAAGCAUGAAGGUGUGAAAUAUCCAUGUACUAAAUGUGAUUUUUCCGCACACAAGGCAAUUACCCUGAAGAGACACAUUGAAAGUAAACAUGAAGGGGUAAGAUAUCCUUGUGAACAAUGUCCAUAUUCUGCCACCACAACAAGUGACCUAAAGAAACAUAUUAGAGGUAAACAUGAAGGAGGAUAUCACUGUUACCAGUGUGAUUAUAUUGCCACACAGGUAGCUCAUUUAAAGACACAUAUUGAAAGCAUUCAUGAUGGAAUAAAAUAUCCCUGUGACCAGUGUACAUUUGCGGCUACUCGACCGGAUACUCUGAAGAAACAUAUAGAAAACAAACAUGAAGGUGUGAGAUACCCUUGUGAUCAGUGCAAUUUUUUUGGAACUUCCCAGAGGUAUCUAAAAUACCAUAAAAAGAGGGAUCACAUUGAGUGAAAUGUGAAUGAUAUAUUUUGAAAAAGUUUUAUGACUCAGACACUUUUACUUUACUUUUUUUCCUAAUAAAACACUCUUUUUA